Messenger RNA from Maniola jurtina (meadow brown), 1976 nucleotides. It is a transcript of the gene emei, whose product is annotated as transmembrane protein 161B. Bases 344 to 1774 code for a protein of 476 amino acids. The record is from RefSeq and is a predicted model, not a curated record. The transcript has 9 exons. Lineage: Eukaryota; Metazoa; Arthropoda; Insecta; Lepidoptera; Nymphalidae.
UUUAUUAGAAACAAAAAUUUUAUAUUUUACUUUUAAAGUUUUUAAAUAAUUAAUGCUUUAACUAACAUUCACGGAGAUCGUUAAGUAAAAAUUUGAUACCCACCUAAAUUAAAAAGCACUUUCAAUGACGUUUGAUUUAGAUUUCUAUCUCUCUUGGUUACAGCAGUUCUGAAUGCUGCUAUCUCGUAAUUAUUUUGACAUUAUAAAUCUUCUUAAAUUAAUAGAUUUUUUCUUAGCUAUAUGUCAAAAGUUGAGGUUAUAAGAUCCCGGAGAAAAUUAAAAAUACAGGAUUAAUUUUAGACCAAGAUGAGUUAAACUUAUCGUCAAACCACAAUUUACAGCAAUGGCGUUACUCGGUGCUCAGUUGGUUAUUACCCUAAUAAUGGUAUCAGUGAUACAAAAGCUUGGGAAUUACUCGUUUGCAAGGUGGUUACUAUGUUCCCAAGGGUUAUACCGGUAUUUAUACCCAGAUAAUAGUGAAUUAAAAACUUUGGCUGGUGUCCCAAAAGAUAAGCCUAAAGGGAAGAAAAGUGCGAAGACUGAAUCAAAUGGUAAACCAGAGACGUUCCAUAUACCUCGAAGUCUUGAUAUACAGUUGGAGACGGCCCCUGUCACUCCGUUAGAUGUGGUACAUUUGAGGUUUUAUACAGAAUACAUAUGGAUAGUGGAUUUUUCACUGUACACUGCUUUUGUUUACAUUAUGUCUGAGAUUUACACAGCCAUAUUCCCUCUAAAAGAUGAAUUCAAUUUGAGUAUGGUGUGGUGUUUACUGGUGGUAUUGUUUUCAUUUAAAAUUCUGCUCUCUCUGACAAAACUGUACUUCACUAGUGAGGAGUCGAUAGGUGAACGGUCGACCUGCAUCGUAGCAUUUUGCGUGUUCCUCCUCAUAGCUAUGAUGGUUCUGAUUGUGGAUGAGACAAACUUGGAAGUUGGUGUGGACCCGGCUUAUGACAGCUUCUAUGAAAACGCGUCGAAAUUCCUGGAAAACCAAGGAUUGACUUCUGUUGGUCCAGCAUCAAAGCUGAUCAUCAAGUUAUCUCUAGCAGUCUGGGCGGCCAUCAUCGGCACACUGUUCACCUUCCCUGGCCUGAGGGUGGCUAGGAUGCAUUGGGAUUCAUUGAGGUACUGCAGCGAUAACAAAGUGAAAUAUCUGCUGCUCAAUGUAAACUUUGCGAUGCCGUUCGUGCUAGCGUUGCUGUGGGUGCGGCCGGUCGCGCGACACUACCUCGCUGUGAGGAUCUUCAGCGGGAUGACUAAACCUCUUAUGACUUCUGAGGCAUUCGACACUCUUCGCCUGGUGCUGGUGGUGGGCAGCGUGGUGGCACGGGUGGCGCUGAUGCCGCAACAGCUGCAGGCCUACUUGGACAUGGCGCAGAGACGGCUGGAUGUGCAGAAGAAGGAAGCAGGCAGGAUCACUAAUAUCGACUUGCAGAAAAAGGUAGCGUCAGUAUUCUACUACCUGUGCGUGGUAGCGUUACAGUACGUGUGUCCCGUCAUCAUGUGCCUUUACCUCGCACUUAUGUACAAGACGCUAGGGGGGUACUCCUGGUCCGCCCUCUUUACUGAAGGGGGGGAGGUUGCGAGUGAAGACAAGGCUACAGUUACUAUGGAGGGGAUGGAGCAGUUCCAAAUGGCUUGGGAGAAUUUGAAAAUGGUGUUCACGGAAGACGUGCACCGCGGCGUGUUCGGCUUUGCGACGUGGUGGUGCUGCUUCUCCUGGUUCUUGACCACCGCGCUCGGCUCCAUGUACCAGUCCUACUUCCGCAUCUCGUGAUCUGAUCUAACGCUCGUUAAAAGUCUUAGGCUAAAGCCCUUGUCGGCUAUUGUUCGCGACAGGUCGAGAUGGCAAUUUUCUAGUGAGGUGAUAUCACAUAACUGGUAAUCGAUACUGAUAUUUUUUUUGGUAUGCAACAUGAUGAAAAGUACAUAAUAUUUUAUUCAUCAAAAUCGAAAUCCUUAGGUAUAUUAACAUCGCU